CCUGCCGUAUGUGUUUCUUGCUUACAGAGGAAGUCACUUCUCUGAAUCCCAAGCCAUGGAAUCUGAUGAAAGCCAACGACCCACUAAUCAACCACAACAAAAUCAAGCUCUCCCCCUGACAUUAACAAAGAAACCACUUCUUCUCUACUCAUCUAUUCUAGUUCUGUUUCUCGCAAUCUCCUUCGGUUUCACCAAAACAAACUAUUACAAAGCCCAACGCCUAAAAUACUCUUUCUCAUCACACCCCAUUUUUCUUCAGACCCUUUUAGGCUAUCUUCAUCCAAACCCAAAACCCAGGCAAACCCAUACACCAAAUCCCAUUUCCCAUUCCCCAAGCUGUGUGCUAUGGAUGGCUCCUUUUCUUUCAGGUGGUGGGUAUAGCUCAGAAAGUUGGUCAUAUAUCUUAGCCCUCCAUGAACACAUGAAAACCCCACUAUUCAAGCUGGCUAUUGAGCAUCAUGGUGAUCAAGAAUCCCUUGAAUUCUGGGAGGGCUUGCCACAACAUGUCAAAAACUUGGCCUUUGAGCUUUACCGAACAAAGUGUAGAAUGAAUGAGACCAUUGUGGUUUGUCACAGUGAACCUGGUGCUUGGAACCCUCCCUUGUUUGAAACCCUCCCUUGCCCACCAGGUGCUUACCGAAAUUUCAAGUCGGUGAUCGGCCGGACCAUGUUCGAGACCGAUAGGGUGAAUGUCGACCACGUGAAGCGCUGUAAUCAAAUGGAUUAUGUUUGGGUUCCCACUGAAUUUCAUGUAUCUACAUUUAUAGAAAGUGGGGUUGAUCCUUCUAAGGUGGUGAAAAUCAUUCAGCCUGUUGAUGUGAAGUUCUUUGAUGCCCUCAAGUAUAAGCCAUUAGACCUUUCCUCUAUAGGGAAAUUGGUCUUAGGUUCAAGUUCAACAACCCAGAAUUUGAAUUCAAAAAAGGAGUUUAUAUUUUUGAGUAUCUUCAAGUGGGAGUACAGAAAAGGUUGGGAUGUAUUGUUGAAAUCAUACUUCAAGGAGUUCUCUGGGGUUGAUGGGGUUGCUUUGUAUUUACUAUCCAAUCCAUACCAUUCUGAUAGAGAUUUUGGGAACAAGAUAGUGGAGUUUGUGGAGAACUCUGACAUAGAAAAACCAGUGGAUGGUUGGGCUCCAGUUUAUGUGAUUGAUACACACAUUGCUCAAAUUGAUUUGCCGCGACUAUACAAGGCGGCGAACGCGUUCGUUCUUCCAUCAAGAGGGGAAGGAUGGGGGAGACCUCUUGUGGAAGCCAUGGCAAUGUCAUUGCCAGUGAUUGCCACAAACUGGUCCGGGCCAACGGAGUAUUUGACAGAAGAGAAUAGCUAUCCAUUGCCAGCGGAUCGGAUGAGUGAGGUUACAGAAGGGCCUUUCAGAGGGCAUCUUUGGGCGGAACCUUCUGUCGAUAAGCUUCGAGUUCUUUUGAGGCAUGUGAUGAAUAAUGUUGAGGAAGCCAAGGUCAAAGGCAGGCAAGCGAGGGAGGACAUGAUAAGAAGGUUCUCUCCUGAGAUUGUAGCGGAGAUAGUUACUGAUCAUAUAAGAAAGAUGCUUCAGAAGAUGAGUUAAAAGGGCUGCAGUUCAUUAAGUUAGAGAUGAUGUGCUUAUUAUUGCUUUCUUCGUUGAAGUUGGCUUCUUGUCAGUUGAGAGACUAGUGAAGGAGUUGGGUGAGUAAAGAUACCAAAAGCAAUUCAAAAGUGCAUUGUUCAUAUUUUUAGUGCAGCAUUUUCUGAACUGAUUUGUCAUGAACGUUAUUGGCCUCCGUGGAAGUUUCUCAUGGAAUGAUUUUGAUCAGCGGUGUUUCAAAUACAUUUGCCAAAAAUAAUGCUCUCUGUGGGCUUAUUCUGUUUCCUAUGAAUUUUCUAAGUUUUAAGAAGAAAUGGAAACUCAUGAGCACUUUUUUUUUCUUCUUC
Messenger RNA from Corylus avellana, 1905 nucleotides. RefSeq names its product UDP-Glycosyltransferase superfamily protein. NCBI's taxonomy places the organism in Eukaryota, Viridiplantae, Streptophyta, Magnoliopsida, Fagales, Betulaceae. Gene Ontology annotation, molecular function: glycosyltransferase activity. The record is from RefSeq and is a predicted model, not a curated record.